AUGGGCUACCCAGAGGUAGAGCGCAGGGAACCUCUGCCCACGGCAGCGCCGCGGGAGCGGGGGAGCAAGGGCUGCGGCUGUCGCGGGGCCCCUGCCCGGGCGGGCGAAGGGAACAGCUGCCGGCUCUUCCUGGGUUUCUUUGGCCUCUCGCUGGCCCUCCACCUGCUGACGUUAUGCUGCUACCUAGAGUUGCGGUCCGAGUUGCGGCGGGAACGGGGAGCCGAGUCCCGCCUUGGCCCCAGCACCCCUGGCACCUCUGGCACCCUGAGCAGCCCCGGUGGCCUUGACCCUGACGGUCCCAUCACCCGCCACUUCAGGCAGCCAUCACCUCAGCAGCAGCAGCCGCCGCUGGAACCGGGAGAAACCACACUCCCCCCACACUCCCAGGACGGGCACCAGGUGAUUCUGAUUAACUUUUACUAUCCAAAAGAAAGUUUGUACUCCUUGCAAGAGCCAUUCAGAAUAAGGAGGCACAGAAAAAGUCAGAGCUCAGAGGGUGCAGGUGGCCCAGUUAAAAACAAGAAAAAGGGAAAGAAGGCAGGACCUCCUGGGCCCAAUGGCCCUCCGGGACCUCCAGGACCCCCAGGACCCCAGGGACCCCCAGGGAUUCCAGGAAUUCCUGGAAUUCCAGGAACAACUGUGAUGGGACCACCUGGCCCUCCAGGUCCCCCUGGUCCUCAGGGACCCCCUGGCCUACAGGGACCUUCUGGAGCUGCUGAUAAAGCUGGACCUCGAGAAAACCAGCCAGCUGUGGUGCAUCUACAGGGCCAAGGGUCAGCAAUUCAAGUCAAGAAUGAUCUUUCAGGUGGAGUGCUCAAUGACUGGUCUCGCAUCACCAUGAACCCCAAGGUGUUUAAGCUACAUCCCCGCAGCGGGGAGCUGGAGGUACUGGUGGACGGCACCUACUUCAUCUAUAGUCAGGUAGAAGUCUAUUACAUCAACUUCACCGACUUCGCCAGCUACGAGGUGGUGGUGGACGAGAAGCCCUUCCUGCAGUGUACCCGCAGCAUUGAGACAGGCAAGACCAACUACAACACUUGUUACACCGCGGGGGUCUGCCUCCUCAAAGCCAGGCAGAAGAUUGCCGUGAAGAUGGUACAUGCCGACAUCUCCAUCAAUAUGAGCAAGCACACCACUUUCUUUGGGGCCAUCAGGCUGGGCGAGGCCCCUGCAUCCUAGAUUCCCCCCACUUUCUGCCCAUGCUCCCGCCCCUGCCCCAGAGCUGGGAACUGGGAGCUGGGACUCCCAGAACCUCUCAGUGCUGCUGUGGAAUGAGGUGUGAUGGGUGUCACAGCCACAGGCUAUUUAUUCCCCGGUGACUCCAGGAUGAUGAGGAGGCCCACUUGACUUUCCAGAAUGACCUUGAGUUCACAGGAGGGUUGAUGGAGCCCCCGGUUUGUAGGAAGCAGGACCUUCUUCCUUGGCUCCGUGUCAGCUGGCUUAUGGCUCUACUCUUCAACCUCAAGGUCGCUUUUGUCAGAGUGAUUGUUUCUUGCACUAAGGUGGGGAGUCCAGGGCAGCAGGCAAGAGAAAGCAAAAGUGGACUCCAGACUGUGGGGGCAAGCCUCUGACCCUAAAGGGGCUGCUGUUCCUCUCUUGGGUAGGG
Molecule: messenger RNA, 1606 nt
Organism: Enhydra lutris kenyoni (northern sea otter)
Lineage: Eukaryota; Metazoa; Chordata; Mammalia; Carnivora; Mustelidae
Product: ectodysplasin A
Exons: 12
Coding region: 1-1179 (392 amino acids)
Biological process (GO): immune response; animal organ development
Cellular component (GO): membrane
Molecular function (GO): tumor necrosis factor receptor binding; death receptor binding; death receptor agonist activity
Source: RefSeq, a predicted model, not a curated record